AUGACAUACAAUUAUAGUUGUAGGUACGCUCACUCUCAUAGUAACGCAGUGUGGAACAGGGAAUUAGAACUUUCAGCACAGCGAUGGGCCGAUCAGUGCGUUAAACAUGCCGUUCCAGAUAUUCAAGAUACUUGUCGUGAUUUGGGUAAGGUGGCUGUUGGGCAAAAUAUUGCGACUAUACAUGGCAAUGCCCCUGGAUUAACUCCACAAGCCCUCGUCGAUGUAUGGUACAUGGAAUUACUGAAUAUAAAUUCUUCAAUACUGUUUCGAUACGUGCCGUCGUCGGAUAUAGGACAUUCCCAUUACGAUUACUUUACCCAACUCAUGUGGGAGGAGUCAAACCAAGUUGGUUGCGGUGGAGUUAAAUUUAAAGAACGUCUUGAAGAUGCAAGUUCAAAAUACAGAAUAAUAUACAGGCUGGUAUGCAAUUUUGCACCAGCAGGAAACUUAAAAAAUAAAUCGGUUUAUUCUACCGGUGCACCUUGCUCUAGGUGUCCUUUUGAUGGCAUUUGCGAUCCAAUAUACACAGCAUUAUGCUAUAAAGUUUCAGCGUCUGAGGAGUACGUUACAAAUUCUCAGCCUUUGUCUUCUGUUAAACCAGUUAUGGUGCACCCUGAAUUAGCGGAGGCUAAGCAAAAUCAUGAUUCUACUGGUCAUUACUUUUUUCCCGAAGAAGACGAAGAUAACACACAAACUACAGAGUCAUACUAUGAUGAUGUUAAUUUGCCUGUAUCAGACUUAGUAUUGGAGGAUUUAAAAAUGAGUACAGCAACAAAUGACUUUUUAGAUGAAAUUCUUGAAUCUGAUAUUAUAGUUGAAAGUACGACUACACUUGUUACGCUCUCACCGGAUAACAUAAACCUAUACAAAAGUGGAUAUGGUGUGAUGAAAAAGUUUCUACAAAAUAUUGUUGAUAAAUCUCAUACACCCCAAAAUAAUGAAUAG
Molecule: messenger RNA, 945 nt
Organism: Spodoptera exigua (beet armyworm)
Lineage: Eukaryota; Metazoa; Arthropoda; Insecta; Lepidoptera; Noctuidae
Source: the annotation of a GenBank genome assembly